This is a messenger RNA of Lacerta agilis (Sand lizard), 1535 nucleotides long. RefSeq names its product LysM domain containing 1 (gene LYSMD1). The coding region runs from base 153 to 845 and encodes 230 amino acids. The record is from RefSeq and is a predicted model, not a curated record. NCBI's taxonomy places the organism in Eukaryota, Metazoa, Chordata, Lepidosauria, Squamata, Lacertidae. The transcript is spliced from 3 exons.
GAGGCGUCCUGGGUGGACGCAGCACUCCUGUGAAAUGAGCCCUCUUGGCUGCAGGAGUUGGUGGCUGCAGUAGGAUCAGCCCUUGAGAGGUCAGCCUUCCCUGGCCUCAAGCUGGGGCCGUCCAGGUAAGGGGAGGGGUGGCAGCUGGGGGAAUGGCCUCCCCGUCCAAACAGGGGUCCCCCGGCGGGGCGGGGCUGCUGCAAGGGAGCAAGACCCGAUCCUACGGCAGCCUGGUCAAGACGGUCAGCUCGCCGGCGCGCGAGAGGCGGCUGGAGCAUCGGCUGGAGCCUGCGGACACCCUCCAGGGGUUGGCGGUCAAGUAUGGGGUCACGACAGAGCAGAUCAAGAGGGCAAACCGGCUGUACACCAACGACUCCAUCUUCCUCAAAAAGACUCUCUACAUCCCUGUACCAGUUGAACCCAAGGCGCUGUUGUCCAACGGGUUAGAUCUCGAGGAAGACGAUGCGGAGGAGGAGAAGGAGAAGGUGGAAGAAGAGGGGACGGGGGCCUUUCAGCCCGAGGCCCCCAAGAAACAGAAGCAUCCGCGGAAGAACGGGGCGUCAGGGGCCUCUGCCCCCAAGCAUGACCUCUCUGCCGCGGACUUCCUGUUCAAGCUGGACUCUGAGAUCCGCCGAUCCAAGCAGGCUGCCACGAAGAAGCUGCGGGAAGGGGGGAGCGCGGUUUCUGGGAGCGAGCAGGGAUCUCCCCACGCGACGGCCUCCUCCUCGCCCUCCUCCUAUCAGAACGAGGCUUCUUCCCGCGCUGUCCUGGGCCCCGUGCCGCUCACCAAAAUCGCCCGUGCCGACACCCUCCGCGACCAAGAGGACGAAAUCUUCAAGCUCUGAGUGACGCCACUUCCCUCCUUCCCCGUCCCGCUGUCCGUGGGGCUCCGGCGACCGCAGGAGAGCCUCCCCGUCCCUGUGCCCCCCACACGUAAGGGGACUCUCCCGCUGCAAGCAGCCAAGGAGCUGGGAAUUAUUUUUGGAGGACGGACGACCCCCGUAGAUGGGCGCUUCAGAAGGGGCCUCCGCGGCCUCAGCAUCAUCGACGGCUUUGCCCAUUCCUGCCCCCUGGAUUUCGAACGGACUCUUUGUGUGUCUUUGUCUCUGCGUACCUUCGUUUCCUCCCUCCUCCUCCAUCAUAUUUAUCACCUUAAGUGCUUUCUUGCCCGUCCUCAAAAUCAGAGGAUAACCUUCCCUUAAUGCCCCCCCCCCCCGUGGUAUAUAUGGUGCGGCUGGCCGAACGGAAGCGAAGGGGGCGCUGUUGUGCUGGGGGAACCUCCCCCUUGUUUUCCGGCGGUCAGUUUUGGGCUGGGGUGGCCGCCGUGGGAUCCCCGAUGUGGCUGGCCGUUGGGCGAGGGCUUGUAGGGUCCGUGCUUGACUUAACGGUGGGAUCCCUGAACUGUUCCAGCCCACCCCUUCCACCUCCGAGGCUCCCAUCUGCUCACCCCCGCACACUUCCGGUCCUCUUGUUGUACUGCCUCCCCUGUGAUUAAAACAACUGGCAGUUUUUGCUGACUUCCAAGUUUGUCUCUG